GUGUUUCAAGGCCUCCGAUGUUUGGCAAAACCUUUUGAUAAAUGGUGCAGAUAUGACUUGACUUGCCAUCUUUAGGAUAUGACAACUUGAUUGAAUCAUAUGGCUCAAAAUAAUCAUGCCCAAAACGAAGAGCUUAAAAUACCUUUCUUUGAAUGAUGUGUUUGCACAUGGAGAAUGAAUGCAGGAUGGACAUUUAUCUGCAUGUCAGACUUCCAUGAAUCUAUGGAGUAUGGACAUAUAGUAAUGAGCCUGAUGAAAUACAUGUAGACGUGCAUGCACACGAAUCAAUGAACUCCAUCCAAGAUAAGCACUUUUUUUUUUUCCAGCAGCUUCAAAUUCCAAGAUAUGUUUUUUUAUUUUUUUAAUUUUUUUUAAAUUUUUUAAUGUAAUGUAUACUACUAGUUUUUAUGAUAAAUUGAUAAUAUCAAAAUGCACAAAUGCUUGGCAAUGCUCCUCAACUUGGGUGUCACAGGAAUUUGACAAGAGAGGAAAGAGAAAUUUCUUGCUAGCAGAAAUCCAUAUUUAGAACUAUCGAGGACAACUUCUUUAGUCAACUGAAGCUGUUAUUGUUAUUAUUUUUUAGAACCGUUCGCAGCAUGGAACCAUGGACCUGUUUCCUGAUAUACUUCUUGAUAUGUGAAGAAUGUUUGUCAUGUGGCAAAAAUGUUUGUGAUUAUGCAUUUUAAUGAAGCAAAUGAAACAACUGUUACUGGCAAAUUUGAAGCUUAAAAUUUUUCCCCUCCGUUCGUGCUUUGACUGAUUAGUUGUCUGGAAACUUAUUGUUGUCCAUGAUAUUGCAGUUUCAGAGUAAAAGAAUAAUGGCAAGAUCCCCUUUUGAUUUUCACAGGGCAGAACCAUCUCAGCAGCCAUUGAUGGCAGCAGCUGCAACACCACCAUUGGACAUGCAGAGGGCUGAAUCUUCCCGGCAGCAUGUGAGAGCUCUCAAUACCCAAUUUGCAAGCUGGGUGCAAGCGCAAUUGCAGAAUCACCCUGAUGAACUUUGGGAAGAUGGCGUAAAAGACUACCUUGCUCAUGCUUCAAUUAUUAUGGAGAAAUUUAGUGAUGUUGUCAACUGGCUCAAAGCAAAUUCUGCCAAAGGAGAAAGUACCUUAGCGGUAGGGCUUCAUAUUGCUGAAAAGAAACUUGUUCCCGAGAGUAAAAGCAAUGAGACAAAGGUAUUUCAGGAGAAGACGGGUCUUGUUCCAGCUGGUCCAACUACAAACUUUGCAAGUGCAUGGAACUCUAGAGUACUCUCAAUCAGUCAACCUGUUCUGUUUGGAAGCCAAAAUCCAGUUCCCAUAAACAAUGGUGCUUCAAAUGAUGUGGAUGAUGAAAAUGAUGUGGAACAGCCUAGCAGCCCUUCAGUCAAGAAGAUUGACGAGAAGGGUAUUAUCGUAGUACAUGAGGUCAAAUGCAAACUUUAUGUGAAGUCAAGUGAUCCAGCAGAGCAGGGUGCAUGGAAAGAUAGAGGAACUGGUCAGCUUUCCAUUAAAUGCAAAGAAGGUGUUAGCAGGGGCACAAAAGAAUCCAAACCAACAAUUAUUGUUCGGAAUGAUGUGGGAAAACUGUUGCUUAAUGCUUUAUUAUAUCCAGGCAUCAAGACAAAUUUGCAAAAGAACUCCCUUGUUGCAAUAUUCCAUACUUUGGAUGACGCAGCUGGAAAUGAUGGUAGCAAUGGUGAUGUUGUUGCACGUACCUUCUUAAUUAGGACAAAGACCGAGGAAGAUCGGAAUAAGCUGGCAGCAGCAAUUCAGGAAUAUGCUCCUGCAGCUUGAGUCAUCUCCAGAAAAUGUAUUGUAGCCCAGAGGUAUUUGGUAUUUUUUUUCUCAUUAGUUUAGAUUUUUAUUUUUUGUAAGGCAACCUUCAGGAACCAAACCAGUUCGUUUUUGGUGACCCAAAAACAUGCCAGAGGCUUGGGGCUGCCGGUUCAAUACUCAGAAGGCAAAUUAAAAUUUCACGAAUGUAAGAGGUGGUUGCAUCUGUAACAUUAUCGAGAUGAAUGGAUGUCAUUAUGUUUGUUACAGAACUUCUUGAGAAGUUCUUUAUCGUAUUAUUUGUCAUCAGAUUCACCAUUACAAAAAAAAAAUGUUUGCUAUCCUUAAAAUAUCCCUGUCAAUUAUGUUAACUUUCUCCAUUUACGGGAAUGAACCCGGGCACUACUUAAAAUUUUAGUUUUCUGUUCCCGCGGCUUUGCAAUUCAUUUGUUGUCAUACCGAUUGGUUUUCAAUGGAAAGAAGCAAAGAACGCUUUCAUGUAAGAAUGGAAUGGAAUGUACUUUAUUUAUAUAUGUAUAAUUUUACAUUCGUCAUA
This is a messenger RNA of Malania oleifera, 2310 nucleotides long. RefSeq lists its product as uncharacterized. The transcript is spliced from 9 exons. NCBI's taxonomy places the organism in Eukaryota, Viridiplantae, Streptophyta, Magnoliopsida, Santalales, Ximeniaceae. The record is from RefSeq and is a predicted model, not a curated record. Gene Ontology annotation, biological process: intracellular transport. Bases 789 to 1775 code for a protein of 328 amino acids.